This is a messenger RNA of Adineta steineri, 2685 nucleotides long. NCBI's taxonomy places the organism in Eukaryota, Metazoa, Rotifera, Eurotatoria, Adinetida, Adinetidae. The record is from the annotation of a GenBank genome assembly.
AUGAUAUCCACAAUGAUUAAUGACUACGAACGACGUUUUCAAUAUUCACUCCAAAAAUUGACUAUACCGUCAUGGUAUACCGAACCCGCCCCUUCAUAUAAACCAUCGAAUAAACCAUUACUUGUCUCGACAAGUCAUUAUGAAAGAGACGUUCAUCGUACUCCCGAAAUAGUUCAUGUACAACGUCCACAUAGUUAUCGUUCCUAUCGUUCAUCAUUAGGAACAUCACCAUCUCCAUCCGUACAUUCUUGUUAUCCAAAUUAUAUGAUGGAUGGAACGAACUCUUCUUCAUUAUUACCUUCAUUGUCAUCUAAUUCACGUCGUCAUAAUAAACAUGAAAAGGGCAUCGAACGUGUAACAAAAUCAAGUCAGUGGUAUCGACCAACUCAAUUUAUUCCCAAGAAGCAAACUGAUCAGAUUAGUAACCCAAAAAUAUCGGUUAUUCAAAAUGAGACAUCAAAUGUUAAUCAUUACGAUAUACCACCUAAACAUGACGAUGAUAAUAAACAUGUCCAUAGUAUCAAACAAAAUUUAAUUUCUGAUAAAACUAUGAUAUCCGAAUUAUUUAUUGAAGAAAAAAAGACUAAUUUGACUGAUAAUAUCAACGGUGAUGAUGACCAACACAAUCAUCAUAGGAACUCAAAUGAAAUUCAAACGAUGCCUCUAGCAGAUGAAAAAAUAUUAUUUGCUCGUGUCGAAUUGGAAGAUGUGACUGAUGAAGAAGAAGAAAGUGACAACCGUUCGUCGACAAAAAACAUACAUACUGUCGAUGGAAUUGUUAAUGAUGAAACCAAUACGUUAGUAGAACAUUUAGCUAAUAAUUUAGUCUAUUCAAUAUUAAAUGAUGUGUUACAAUUGAAAAAUUUUGAACAAGAUGAUGAUACAGAUACAGGUGUUAGAGAAUUAUCUGAUGAUGAAAAUGCCCUUCGUGAAAUGGACGAAAAUGAUAUGAGUAAUGCAGAUGAAUUUAUUGUUUUUGCUAGCAAUGCUGAAACAUUUCAUGAUAAUGAUCGUGAUAAUGAAACAUCAUCUAUUAUACCUCGAGGUAGUCUAAAUCGUUUAUAUAUUUUUUCAAGAACAAAUGAUGAUGGUACAAUUCAUUCAAAAUUAUCUUCUAAUCAAGAUUCUCCAGUAUCAACACUAAUGAUUCCUGACAAGGAAUUUCCAAUAACUAAUUCUCCCUUGAAUAUAGAUCUAGACCAACCAACUAAUACAAUGGGUUAUCUUAAACAUGAUGUUUCUAACAGUUCACUUCCUAUCUAUCGUUCACAUAUACAAAAACGACAUAUAAAUUUAGGCCGAUAUUAUGAUGGUAUGAUGCGUGCUGCAAAUAGUCAAAUACCAACACAUGAUUUACGUUGUAAUCUUCUUUUACAUAAUACAAAUACUGAAAUAUCAUCUGAUGGUGUUAAUGAAGAAACAGUACGGAAAGGAAGAUUAUUACUUGAUAGUAUACCAAAUACUAUUGAGUUAAACAAAGAUAUAGAUGAUCAAUUAGUGCCGCCUGUUCGAUCUAUAAUAAAAAAUACUCGAUUUGCAUUAUCAGAUGAAAAAGAUGAAGCUGAUGAAGUCAAAUUUGAUGAUAAUAUUUUAAAAAUCGAAGAAAGAGAAAUCAUUUCUCCACGAAAAGUUAUUACAACAACAAUAACAGAAGAAUAUCGUCGGAUUCAACGACAGAUCAUCGAAGAAUUUGAUGAAAGUAUUUUAACAGUCGAAUCAAAUGAAGAAGUAUGUCGUGAUUCUGAUUAUUCAAGUACUCAAGAACGAUCUAAUACACAACAAAUAUCAGUACCAUCGGUUUCAAUCAAUGAUGAUUCACCAUAUGGAUUAUUAUCAGAAUGUUAUUCGGGAUAUUCUUAUAUUCGAAGUGACUUUUUAAUACCAACAGAAAGUCCAUUUAUAUCUAAUGUUUCAUCUUUACAAUCAACAACUGAUGAAGCUUAUGAAUCUGAACCAACCACAACAUCAUUGCAUUCACCAACAAUAAGCUCAUCGGCAGCACCAACAAAUUAUGUUCAUCCAGAUCUUGAACACGAAUUUCAAUAUCCAUCACCUCCACCACCGGUACCUGAUCGUCGUCUUAAACCAGCUCAUCUACGUCCGGCACCUCCUCCGACAAAACCUCGAACUAUUAAACAACAACAAAAACAAAAAGAUUCAAAUCCUUAUAGUAAAAUCAAAACUAGUAAAACUUCACCAUUAACAGCUAUUCAACAUCUAAUAGCAUUACCCUCAAAUGAUUCAUCAAUAUCUUCGGCACGAACAUUAAGUAGUCGACAUUAUUGUGGUUCAUUACCACUAGCAAACGAAACUAAAACACCAAUAACAACAACAACAAAUGGUAAAAUAGAUGAAAUACCAAAAGAUAAUAGUAAAACAUUUAAUCAUUCAAAUUUACCGAUGAAUAAUGAUCAAACUCCACAAAUUAUAUUUACAAAAUCAUCUACAUCAUCAUUAAAUCAAUCUACACCAAAAAGAUUGUCAGCUUCAUAUUCAGAGGAAACAAUGAAUGGAUUAGAUAUUCAAAUACCAGUGCCAAUAAUUGAUAAACAUGAUUCUACCACUAAACAAAAUCGAAAUAGGAUGUCAACUCCAUCAUCUAGUAAACAAACCGAAGGAACAACAAGAUCUCGACCAGUAUCGGAAAAUAUCGAACGAUUUUCUGUUUAUGAAACAUCAGUUUAA